AUGGAUAGAAUUAUUGAUACCGUUAUUCCAAUGCAACAGUCAGACAACAAUGAUUGUCUGAAUAAACGAGACAGAUUUCGACUAGCAAAAACAGCUCUUCGAAUUUAUCUUCGUACUUUUUGGAUGGAUUAUCUUUCAAUGAGUAUAUUAGGAGGCCUUACUCUCGCUAUUCAUUCACGUCAAUCGGCACCAAAUCGUAUUUUUGCAGUUUAUUCUCGUACUGGUAAAAUCGUUUAUCCAGAAAUUAGUUAUCCAUUUCAUAGAAAUUUGAUUCCAUCGUGGUUAGCUGGUCUAUUAGCAUUUAUUAUUCCAUUUAUAUUUAUUAUGUUAAUGCAAAUACGUGUAAAAAGUUUUGAUGAUGUUAAUACAGCAACAAUGGGUUUAUUUUAUUCAUUAUUAACUUCUACGACUUUCCAAGUAUUUAUGAAAUGGCUUAUUGGUGGUUUAAGACCACAUUUCUUUUCUGUUUGUAAACUAAAUAUCAAUCGAACAAGUUUUAGUGCGGGACAAGGUUUUGAUGUUCUAAUGUUUGAUCGUUCAAUAUGUACAGGAGAUAAAAUGGAUAUAGAUGGUGCUCUAAAAUCAAUGCCAUCAGGACAUACAACAAUAAUAUUUGCUGGUCUUGUUUAUUGUUCUUUGUAUCUUAAUGGAAAAUUGAAAAUAUUUUCUAAUUAUCGUCUACAAUAUUGGAAAUUUGUUCUUUUUUUUUGUUCCAAUACUUAUUGCUUUGGUUCAACUAUUGGAACAAUGUUUGCCUUUGGAUCAUACCGUUUUCAAUAUACUGAUAUUUGGAAUUAUCGACUGAAUCAUAUACCAUUGCCAAGAUUAGAAACAGAUCAUUUAGACAAUUCUACAAGUACUUCAAAAAGAGGUGGAUGGGAUCAGAGACAUAUUCGUAGAGUAUCUUUUCAUGCCACAAAGACAUUAUCACUUUCAUCUACGUAUUUCUAA
Messenger RNA from Adineta steineri, 951 nucleotides. The record is from the annotation of a GenBank genome assembly. Lineage: Eukaryota; Metazoa; Rotifera; Eurotatoria; Adinetida; Adinetidae.